Symbiodinium necroappetens is the source of this 2229-nucleotide messenger RNA. NCBI's taxonomy places the organism in Eukaryota, Dinophyceae, Suessiales, Symbiodiniaceae. The record is from the annotation of a GenBank genome assembly.
AUGACGGGCACCGUUAAGGUGAGGUAUAGGACGGAAGAUGGGUCGGCGAAGGCUGGGAGGAGCUACAAGCACACGGAAGGAGAGUUGGUCUUCGAGCCGGGGAUGUUUCGACAGUCCAUUGAGAUUGAAACAGUUGCCAACCCUCUGUGGUCACCGACCUUGGAGUACAAGGUCCAGCUUUACGACCCAGAGGGCUGCACACUUGGCUUGUACUUGCAGACAGCAAGGGUGAAGGUGAUUGAUCGAAAUCCCUUUCCGACUUCGAAGUAUGCUGAGCAGCUCAAGAAGGGCAAGGAGGGGGUGAUGAAAAUUCGUGGCAUCGGACUUCUGUGGGAAUACUGGAAGCUCUGCUAUGGAGUCACCGGGGUGAGGUGGCGCACCUUCUUGAUAUUGUUCUUGGAUCAGUUCCGGAAUGGAUAUGCCGUCGUCAAGCUGGUGCUUAAUAUGUAUAUCGUUGAUGUGCUGUUCAACACGGCCGACCCUUCCACUGAGGCCAAGCUUUGGCUGCCGGAUCGUUUGAGCACGGCUGUGCUCUUAGGUUGCUUCUAUGUGUUGCCGAUGAUUGCCAUUCACAUCGGUGCCGUGAUCAAGAACCAGAUCGACUUGCCUGGGCAGCUUCGCCUCUUUUUGCAAAGCUGCUUGUUCCGGAAGUACUUAAACUACAGCGAGGAAGCACGUGCCACUGUAGCACCUUCCGACAUGCAGACGGCUAUCACCCGAGAUUCAGGCAAUGCCGCGAAUGCCUAUGUCAAGGUGCUGGAUCUCAUCGCAAUAGUUUUCGAACUCAUUGUCUUCUCGUACUUCACGCUCGACCGGAACCCCACCGCCAUCAUUUUCAUCCUGGCCAUGCCAGCAUGCAUGGCACUGUAUUUCGCAGUGGUCAGCAGCCUGUGCCGUGCUGGUGUUAAUGACUGGAAAGCCAAGGAGGUUUUGGUCCUCCGUAUCGUUGCAGAAGUCUGCGAACGUUACCGGCUCAUAGCAGACUAUUUUCAGCGACCGCAGAUGAACGAGGCUUUUGCAGCGACUGCCGGAGCACUGCGUAAAGCCCAGAGUCGAAAGGCUCUCGCCAAUCUGAAUGACGACAUGUUUCCGCAAUGGUUGGGCCCUGGCUUUACGGGUCUCUACAUUGCCAUGGAUGCCAACAACGUUUUGACCGGUCAGGUGACGCUUGGCACCUUCCUGGCUACCAUCAGCAUUCUCGGGAGCAUCAGCGGCCAAUUUGCAAGAGCAUACAAUGUCGUCCUGGAUAUCUAUGAGCUGACGGCCCCAGUGAAGAAGCUGACCGUCUUCUUCAACAAGUCUACGGAUCUGCUAACUUGGAAGGAAGUGAACCGGCAGCGACGGGACAACACGAGAAAAGCUCGUGAUGCCCUCUUCAAGAAAGAGGAGGAGGAGGGCGGGGAGCCAGCACUUUACAAGACUGACCUUAUCGAACUGAGGCUUGAGAACAUGGCCUAUUCAAACGUGGCAAAGACGCUCUUCCACGACGUGAACUUGACCAUCCCGCAAGGAAAGCUGGUAGCCGUGACCGGACCACAUGGCUCCGGGAAGUCCACCUUGAUGAGGCUCUUGAGCCAUAUCAUCUUCCCGAACAGUGGCUGCAUUUUCUUUCCGUCGCACCUUCGCAUCCUGCACUUAGCACAGGAGCCACUGCUCUUGAACGCUUCUGCAUGGGUCAACCUGGUCUUCGGGGUCGGAGAUCGCAAGGUCGUUCCAAGGCGCAUUCGGACAAUCCUCGAGAUGAUGGGGAUGACUGCGACGCUCCGUCUCAUCAAGGAUGACUUGGAGCGCGUAGAGCGAGAGGGCCGCCGGAAGGCGGGCGACACCUGGAGCCAGCCGGCCAACAGCGGAUGGAUGGAAGGGUUGACCUAUACAGAAAAAGUGAAGAUGUGCUUGGCUCGUGCUCUGAUCAUGAACCCGGAAGUCAUGGUCCUCCAGCGGCCGCUCCACCACUAUGAUGCUGACACUGCCAUCACAAUGGAGAAGCUGCUGAGGAAGCAUGUCGAAGAGAGGGGCUUGGUGUUGCCGGAGGAGCAGCGCAUACACCGCCGACCGCGAACCGCCUUCUUCACCCUAGAGAGUGCUGAACAGGCCAAAGGCGCCGACAUCAUUCUGUAUAUCCAGGAGGAUGGCACCAUAUUGGCCCAGAACUCGCCUUCAACGGACGAGCCUGUCACCGAGAGCACGCCAGCUGAGGACAAGCCAGCUGAGGACCAGCCGGUAGAAUGA